UUUGAAAAGUGUAAACUUUUUUCGAAUAUUUAAAAUGAAUCUUGUCACUAGUUGCAUAAUUUUUUUAUUAUUCAAUAUAUUAUUCGGUGUCAUGGCUGAUGGUGACAAAUCCAAUUGCAUGAAAGAUUGUUUUGAUGGUUUUAAUCCAGUUUGUGCAACCAUUGAAGAUCUAGAAGGCAACCCUAUUGAUUGUAACUUUGGAAAUGAAUGUAUUUUGGGAAUUUUAACGUGUGUGUCUGGUAAAAAAGAAAUUGCAAUGAAGCCGGAACCUUGUGCAGUUCAGAAUCCUAAAUGUCUUCAUAAACAGAUGAGUUUCAAAGGAUCGGAAGAGUUUAUAAACAGUUUUUAAUGAAAUAUUUUUUAGAAAAUAAAACAAAGUGAAAACAAGUAAGAAAUUAAA
Lucilia cuprina (Australian sheep blowfly) is the source of this 400-nucleotide messenger RNA. RefSeq lists its product as uncharacterized. The transcript has 2 exons. Lineage: Eukaryota; Metazoa; Arthropoda; Insecta; Diptera; Calliphoridae. Bases 35 to 349 code for a protein of 104 amino acids. The record is from RefSeq and is a predicted model, not a curated record.